AAAUAAUUAAGAUUACUGUGUCGACGGCGCUGUUCCAAACCAGGGAUGGAGAGGAAACUGGGUUGUUCUUUGAUAAGCUGUUGGAGAAUUUGAGUAAUUAUGGCCAAUAUUAAUACGAGAGGGAUGGAAAGAGGUAGAGGACGGAUUACAUCAGAUCCUUCACCAAGAGGCGCAUACCCACAUCAGUACGUUCUCCCUGGCACUCAGGGUAUAGACAUUCAAGAGCUUGCCUCAAAGCGGGUCGACAUCCAGAAGAAGCGCUUCUACUUGGAUGUGAAGCAGAGUGCGAGGGGGCGAUUUCUAAAAAUUGCUGAGGUGUGGAUUGGAAGAGGCAGACAUGAUAACAUCAGGAAGAGCAAACUGACACUCUCGAUGUCAAUGGCACCGGACCUAAGGUACUGCUUAGGGGACUUCAUAGAUUAUUACGCGCACAUCGGACUCCGUAGUUGCCAAGUGCCACGACCUGAGGAGCAGAGUAAUGGCCAAGGCCGUCCGCAGGACUCCCGCAGGAGGCAGCAGGAUCAUCAUGCACCUCCAGUCUCUCCAACCGGUUCUGCUGCAUCGGACGAACACGCGCAUCGCGUCCUGAAAAGUGAAUCUAUUGAAAGAGACAACCGAAAAUACUAUUUGGACCUGAAGGAAAACCAGCGUGGCAGGUUUCUGCGCAUCAGACAGACUGUCAGCAGAGGACAUGGGACAAUGGGCUACUACGGUCAGGGUAUUGAGCAGACCAUAGUAUUACCAGCACAAGGGCUUAUCGAGUUCCGAGAUGCUUUGUCGCAGCUGAUUGAGGACUAUGGUGAUGAUGAGACCGAUGACCGCAGCAGGGCUAACCGGAACCACGACGAAGCACCCGAGCUUCCCGAAGCAGCUUCUUUCCGUGUCGACAAUAAGAGAUUUUAUUUUGACGUGGGUUCUAAUAGGUACGGCGUAUUUCUUAAAAUUAGCGAGGUACGACAGCCAUAUAGGAACACAAUCACCGUACCCCUCAAAGCAUGGGCCAGGUUUGGUGAAAACUUCAUUAGAUAUGAGGAGGAAAUGCGGCGGAUUUUCACCUGUCAUAAAGAGAAGAGGACUGAGGCGCGCGCUGACAGCGAAGAGCAAGAGGAUUGA
This is a messenger RNA of Chanos chanos (milkfish), 1113 nucleotides long. It is a transcript of the gene purg, whose product is annotated as purine-rich element binding protein G. Gene Ontology annotation, biological process: regulation of transcription by RNA polymerase II. Gene Ontology annotation, molecular function: RNA polymerase II transcription regulatory region sequence-specific DNA binding; purine-rich negative regulatory element binding; DNA-binding transcription factor activity, RNA polymerase II-specific. Bases 100 to 1113 code for a protein of 337 amino acids. Gene Ontology annotation, cellular component: nucleus. NCBI's taxonomy places the organism in Eukaryota, Metazoa, Chordata, Actinopteri, Gonorynchiformes, Chanidae. The transcript has a single exon. The record is from RefSeq and is a predicted model, not a curated record.